UGAGCCGGAGUUGGAGGGGGGACAUGCUCGCUCAGCAACCCAGCAUAGUUUCUCCAAGGUGGGCCAAGCUGUGACAGAGGGCCUCUCUCUGGUGAGCCAAUCCGCAACCCUGACCGCUCCAGCAGGCCUCACUCCCAGUCCUAACUACUGUGUGUGCCAGGACCAGGCCACCUCCAGCCCAGGCCAGACCACGUCUACCCCAGGCCAGCCCAGAGUGGGUCAGCCCCAGCCCAACCCACCUCUUCCCCAGCCAAGUAGCGGCCCAGGCCCAGGCUCCAGAAGCAUGGCCUUCACCCUGUCAGAGAUCAUGGCUGCACGGCGGCAGCAGCAGUCCCAGGCCCAGCGGGCGGCAGGCAGGGUGGCCGUGGAGGUGGAUGAAUACAGCACCAACCCCACCCAGGCCUUCACCUUCUACAACAUCAACCAGGGACGCUUCCAGCCCCCGCACGUACACAUGGUGGACCCUCUGCCCCACGACACUCCCAAGCCACCAGGUUACACCCGUUUUGUGUGUAUCUCAGACACCCACUCCCGUACGGACGCCAUUCAGAUGCCCUAUGGAGACGUGUUCAUCCAUGCUGGAGACUUCACAGAGCUGGGCCUGCCCUCUGAGGUCAAGAAGUUCAAUGAUUGGCUAGGCACCUUGCCCUAUGACAUAAAGAUAGUGAUUGCGGGGAACCAUGAGUUGACCUUUGACCAGGAGUUCAUGGCUGACCUGAUCAAGCAGGACUUCUACUACUUCCCGUCGGCCUCCAAGCUGAAACCAGAGAACUACGAGAACGUCCAGUCCCUGCUCACCAACUGUAUCUACCUGCAGGACUCAGAGGUCACUGUACGAGGCUUCCGUAUCUACGGCUCCCCCUGGCAGCCAUGGUACUAUGGCUGGGGGUUCAACCUGCCAAGAGGUCAGGCUCUGUUGGACAAGUGGAACCAGAUUCCCGACUCCACCGACAUACUGGUCACACACUGCCCCCCACUGGGGUUCCUGGACUGGGUUCCUAAGAAGAUGCAGCGGGUGGGCUGUAUGGAGCUGCUCAACACUGUCCAGAGGAGAGUACAGCCCAAGCUGCACGUGUUCGGACACAUCCACGAAGGUUAUGGUAUGAUGACAGACGGCACCACCACGUUCGUCAACGCCUCGGCCUGCACCGUCAACUUCCAGCCCAUGAACCCGCCCAUCGUCUUCGACCUGCCCAAUCCCACCAGGACCACAUGACUAGAGAAGCCCCGCCCUGCUGAACCCCCCUCCAAUCAGGAGACAAGUGGUGGGAAGGCAGAUAGGUGAGGGUGGUGGGCAGGUGUGGUGGAGUACUGUAUAUAGUCAAGGCUCUAACGGAUGCUGUGUGUGUGUGUGGGUGUGGGUGUGUGUGCGUGUUGGUGUGUUUGGCACAACACACACAAGCCCAAGUCUCUUACAGACGAUGUGUGUGUCUAAAGAGACAGGCGCUGUUGCCAAUCCUCACUUGGCAAAUCCAUCUAUGUUCUUUUAUAUACUGUCAUUCCUUUAUUUCAACAAAAGCUCUUACAAACUCGAAAGUAAGGCAAAAGACAGACCCCAGAUGCCUCAUUUCUCAUAUGGACAUGUCAGCAUUAGUCUGUGAAUCUUCUGUUGCACUUCUACUGCACUGACAAUCUGACCUGGCUGUCAG
Molecule: messenger RNA, 1649 nt
Organism: Oncorhynchus nerka (sockeye salmon)
Lineage: Eukaryota; Metazoa; Chordata; Actinopteri; Salmoniformes; Salmonidae
Product: metallophosphoesterase domain-containing protein 1-like
Exons: 6
Coding region: 284-1216 (310 amino acids)
Molecular function (GO): hydrolase activity
Source: RefSeq, a predicted model, not a curated record